GUUGCCAUCACCGGUUCCGGUUGCCAUUUUGGGAGACGUUAUUGCACAACAUAUUUGUACUAGACCCAGAGGAAAGGUUUUGCAUAUUGUCGGUGCAUAAUAAUUUCUAAUAAUUCCUUUGAGAAGAACGAAGAGAUUUGAAAAUGCCUGCUAUGCCAGUACAAUCUAUUCAAAACAAACCAUCUGAACGAAGACUGCCCUCAACAUCAUUACCCAUGGAACGAAAAACGUUGAAAGCGAAGAAGAAGAAAUCUCUUUCAAGCCGUAUUCGACGGUUGUUGACUACGGGGAAAUGAAAACAGAAGAAUGUGUCCAUACAGUACAUUGAGUCGCUAAACUGCAAGAAAUGUGGUGACGUGGACUGUGAACAGUACGUGGCGUUGGAUUGUGAGAUGGUUGGCGUUGGACCAAUGGCAAAAGAGAGUGCAUUAGCACGUUGCACAGUUGUGGAUUACCACGGCAAAUGCUUGUGUGACCUUUACGUCAAACCUGACGUCCCUGUAACAGAUUACCGCACACCGUGGAGUGGGAUCCGUAAAGAGCACAUCCAACGAGGUCUACCAUUCUUCCAAGUUCAAAAUCACGUACAGCAACUCAUAGAUGGGAAAAUAUUAAUCGGGCACGCCUUGCAUAACGAUCUACAAGCAUUGCAUCUUCGCCAUCCUUUCGAGCAGAUAGCCGAUACUUCGAAGUGUGUGCACCUAAGACGGCUAGUGGGAAUGGAAACGAGUACACCGAUAAGUCUAAAGCGUUUAAGUAAACAACUCUUACACAGGACUAUACAGCAAGGUGAACACUGCUCUUUAGAAGAUGCUCGGGCUGCCAUGGAUUUAUUUAAAAUCAGUAAAAAUAAGAAUACUGAUGUGCACUUGAAAUCUUUCAUGACAGAUGAUUUCUGGCCGAGUGAUUUUGAUAAUGAAUGAUAAUGAUUAAAUAAAGUUAUUAUAAUCUA
Messenger RNA from Saccoglossus kowalevskii, 952 nucleotides. Its product is annotated as apoptosis-enhancing nuclease-like. The record is from RefSeq and is a predicted model, not a curated record. Gene Ontology annotation, molecular function: nucleic acid binding; 3'-5' exonuclease activity. Gene Ontology annotation, cellular component: nucleus. Gene Ontology annotation, biological process: rRNA processing. NCBI's taxonomy places the organism in Eukaryota, Metazoa, Hemichordata, Enteropneusta, Harrimaniidae.